ACUUAGAUCGAGUUAUUUAAGAAACUUUUGGACAUGUACAACUGGAAAUAUCAAUUCUUACUAAUAAACAGAAGGGUUUCAUUAUAAGUGAUAAUAGUCCUCAAUGAACACCUCCGAAAGUGAGGCUGUCACCGACACCACCGAUUGUCCAGCUUGUAAGCGCAGCGGCUCAAAGCGGUCGGAGUACCGAUCCUUACGACACCGCAACUCCCUAAAAGGACCAAGAGUCGUUGAAGAACACUGGACUAAAGUCUUGCAAGCUAACGAGUGUGUCUACAGCCGUCAGUGUAGCUGUCGACAUGCCGAGCGAUGCAGAUCCUUCAAACGGCGAGGAUCUCGACGAAAUACACAAAAUGUCGAUACAGCUGUCUCGUCAAUCUUCCAGAGAUUUCGGAUAUGGUUGAAUUCAAAAUGGAAAGUUCAUGAAACAUUUGAUGGUCCUUUCCGUACCGGGUCGUUGAGGAAAUCCAAACGUAUUAUCAGCGAUGCUACCACCGAUUCGGGACUGUCUGAAUAUGAUUCUGACUCUAAUAUCUCGCUUCAGAACAGAAUUGGACUGUACAGAACUGGAGGGGGAAAUGCCGUUAUAUCGGAUACGGACGAUCCUAAUUACGUUUAUAUUAGGAACAAAACACCUUUAUGUGAAGAUCAAAAAGAUGCCAGCGAUUCAAAAGCUAAUUUUGUUACAAAACAUACAUUGCACGUGCCUUCUUCAGCGACUUCCGGAAGUCCCAAUCAGAAUGACAAACGCUAUUGUAAACACAAACAAUUCCUCCAGGUGACUGAACCGGAAGAAAAGAGGCAGCCAUUGACAAUCACAACUAGCUUUCCGGGUAAAUCUCAGAGUACAUCUCGUCACACGGAGUCUCAGAACGAGAACCCGAUCGCGGAUUUCUUUGGGACAUGGCCUAUGUCAAGAAAGCGCCAUCAGAUGACGGAAGGAGAUCUAGAUUCCGUAUUCGAAGACGACGGACGUUUAGCACCAAGGUUGUCCUGCUCAGAGAGUCUCGAUGGUAACGCGGGCGAAUUCCUCAUCCCAUAUAAAGAUUUAGAACACGAAGAAUUGCUCAAAUCCGGACGCACGUGCUCUAUAUACCGUGGUCGUUGGCAUGGGAACGUGAACAUACAUCAUUAUGGUCCGCUGAAGAAGGAGGAAUCACGGGAUUUCUGGAGCAUGGUCACGAAAUUACACAGAGUGCGACAUGAAAAUAUUGCACUUUUCAUGGGGGCAUGUGUGGAUCCCAACCAUUUUGCAGUAGUGCUAAGUGUUCAAGAUGGAGUUUCGCUGUACGACCAUAUACAUAGACGUAAAGAUAAAAUGAAUUUACAGAAUAAGAUCCAGUGCCUCCGACAGGUGGCGCAUGGUGUAGGUUACCUUCAUGCUAAGGGUAUCGUCAUCCGGUGUCUCAGCACGCGCAAUGUCUUCAUGUGUCCUAAGGCACGGGUCAGCGUGAUGGACUAUGGGAUAGCCGAUAAGUAUUCAGACAGAUCACAGUAUGCCUGCGUUCCACGUGGACAAUUGACCUACAUUGCACCGGAAGUGUUAUCCAGUAUGAAAGUGAUGCCACCCAAGCUUGUAGCGACAGUUAGCUAUAGUGUUCGUACAGAUGUGUACGCAUUCGGGACUCUGAUGUACGAAAUUAUGUCUGGGCAGUACCCAUAUUACGGUCUCCAGCCAGAAACAAUUAUUUGGAAGACAUGUGCUAACCAAAAACAACCGCUCGGCAAGAUCAACGCUACCCGAGUUUUAACGAACUUGAUCGAUUUAUGUUGGUCUCAUGAUCCAAAGAAAAGGCCAACGUUCGGAGAAAUUAGCCGAGAGCUUCAUCGAAAUGUAUCUCUGCAUAAACAACACAGUAUUUCUAAUCCGGAAAAUUUGAACAGACUAUGCUUUGUGUAGGACGAUAAUCCAGAACAAAGAACAUCCGGGUCAUUGAGAAAUACGUCAUUACAGAACGGACCAGAGGAUAACCACCAUGUUAGGACAUCAUCUUUAUAACAAUGCGCACAAUCAGUUAUAACGCCUAUCAGUAGCGGAGUGGACAUGUGUGGCUAUUUCCCCGAUACCUUUCAGAAAGAUCUCCAGACACUAAUUAAGAUCUCGUAUUUGAUGCCUGUUUUGUGAUAUGUUGUUACAAGUGACAUAUGUUGUAGUAUUGUUAUUUUUCUUAUUAAGACUUUGUAGUCUAUCACUGUUGAUCCCUUUUUCCCCAAAUAUCUCACUUUCUAUAGUGUAUGCUUAGCCAAAAUAUCCGGAGUAACGAAUUUUUAAUUGAUUAUUCCGGAUUUCAAGAAUAAAAACCUUUGGAGAGGCCU
Ylistrum balloti is the source of this 2316-nucleotide messenger RNA. RefSeq names its product kinase suppressor of Ras 1-like. NCBI's taxonomy places the organism in Eukaryota, Metazoa, Mollusca, Bivalvia, Pectinida, Pectinidae. Gene Ontology annotation, molecular function: protein kinase activity; ATP binding. The transcript has 12 exons. The record is from RefSeq and is a predicted model, not a curated record. The coding region runs from base 104 to 1900 and encodes 598 amino acids. Gene Ontology annotation, biological process: protein phosphorylation.